This is a messenger RNA of Linum trigynum, 1700 nucleotides long. The record is from the annotation of a GenBank genome assembly. Lineage: Eukaryota; Viridiplantae; Streptophyta; Magnoliopsida; Malpighiales; Linaceae.
GUGAAUAACAAGAACAAACAAUAGAGAGAGAGAUUGAGAUUUUGUAACUUUUUCAGUUUCCAUAGAAUUUGAAAAGUUUCAUUCGAAUCCUAAUGUAAUCAAAUUCCUUUCUGCAACUUAACUUAUUUCUUCUGUCGAAUUCCUCUGCUGCUCCGAAUUGGGAAUAUUUUUGUGUUUUUUCUUGAAAUUCCCUCACUCGAAUGAUUUUACGAGGAAGAAAAGAAUCGUAAAGUGUGUAGGGUUAGAGGAGAUGAUGCAAGAAGAAGAAGCUAUCGGCUGUUGCGAUUGUGUUGGUGGUUGCCAAGGCCUCCAUUGAAUAAAUGUCGAAUCUUUCCCAACCUCCCAUUCCCCCAAAAUGCUCAUCUACAUCAAUCGCAAGGUUCUCAAGCUAUGGAGGAAAUUAUCCGCGGAAAUGUCGAUAGAAUUAUUUCUCGUUGCCGAAAACUGGAAGCAUCUUCUUGCCGGAAUAUUUUUCCAGUAUAUACAUGGAUUAGCUGCUCAUGGGAUCCAUUACAUGCACCGGCCAGGGCCAACACUUCAAGAUACUGGUUUUUUCUUUCUUCCGGAACUUGGUCAAGAGAGAUCGUACAUUAGCGAGAUGUUAUUUACAUUCAUAUUUAUGUCUUUCGUGUUGUGGACAUUUCACCCUUUCGUUCUACAAAGCAAAAGAAUUUAUACAGUUCUAAUAUGGUGCAGGGUUCUUACUUAUCUAGGGGUUUGUCAGAUUCUUCGUAUAGUAACGUUCUACUCAACUCAGCUUCCUGGUCCAAAUUAUCAUUGUCGUGAGGGAUCUAAACUUGCCAAGCUUCCUCCUCCAGAGAGUGCUGUGGAAUUGCUCGUGAUCAACUUUUCUCGAGGAGUGAACUAUGGUUGUGGUGAUUUGAUUUUUUCAUCACACAUGAUUUUUACUAUCGUGUUUGUGAAGACAUAUUGUCGGUAUGGCACGAAAAGGUGCAUAAAAUACUUUGCUUGGUUGCUUGCUGUGUUUCAAAGCCUUCUUAUUCUAGCAUCCCGAAAACAUUACACCGUCGAUGUUGUUGUUGCAUGGUAUACAGUAAACUUGGUAAUAUUCUUUCUUGACAGGAAAUUACUAGAAUUACCUGAUCGGCCAGGCUUGACAUCUCUCCCUCUGCUGCCACAGACCAAUAAGGAUAGCAGGAACAAAGACGAGCAUCAGAAUCUACUAGGCGUGUUUUCUGUCGAGUUUGCAGAUUGAGUGUGUCAGUCGAUCGAGGUCCUUAGCUAGCAUACAUUUUUUCUCUUCUAUUUGUUUGAAUUCUCAGGCUCUUGCAAAUUGCGAAGAUUCCAAAUCACAGGCUAAGAAAGUAAAGAUUAGAUAGACUGCAUAAAAUCAGAGUUUUGUAAGCAAUCUCAGCAGUGAAUUGUACAUAUAGACAUUAGCACAAGCUGAUGAUGGCUCUGCGUGGUUGAUGUUGGAACAUGUUCUCGUGAGCCUAUUGUUCAUCUGGGCAAACACAUGCCUAAUUGGCAACUGGCAAGUAUCAUGUUUUGGAUUCUUCCCUGUUAAACCUUUCUAGCACCUUGAGUAUAUUGAUAUUGUGACUUAAACCAAUCAGCUACACAAUCUCUCUCUAAAGAUAUCUUAUCAAAGAUGCAUGUAAAUGCACUAUGAAACCAAUCAGCUACACAAUCUAUCCCAAAGCUCAUUUUUAUUUUAUUAAUGAAACCAAACUAUUUUG